AUGCGCGCUCCUAGUCUCUGGCUUUGGGCCUCCUUUGUGGCUCCAUCUUUUGCCAUCCAUGCUCCUUGGAACCUUGGAAAUGGCUUUGAGCUCACCGUCAACAACAGCACCAACCGCCUGUCGAUUUCCCAGCAUGGUCGGACUAUUUGGGACACCGUGUCUGGUCACGCAUUCCUGAGUGCCAGCGGAGGCGAUGAUGAGGUCAUCGCUGCCAAUGGUAACUUCAAGAUCAACGAGGUCGACCAUGACAAGUGCAGUGGUCAGAAAAUCACCAAUGUCGCUCUUCACCCGCGACGAGGCAGUGCCAAUGAUCAUGCUGCCGUCAUCGAAGGCCAACUUACCGGUUGCGGUGACGCGAAUGUCGACUACUCCGUUGCGUUCUGGGUUCCGUCUCAAUUCCCUGAUCGCAUUGCUUUCAACGUUAAUGUCAACCCCGGAUCUUCAUCGGAUGCUGCCACGAAGAUUUUCCUCACCUACCGGUCUUCACCCACUGAGGAUUUCUACGGUCUUGGUGCUCAGGGCUCUUUCGCCUCCUUCAAGAAUCAAUCUGUUCCUAUAUUUUCCCGGGAGCAAGGUGUCGGUCGUGGCGAUCAGCCUGCUACCCGCCUUGAGAACAAGGACAGCUUCUUCGCCGGCGGAGACCGCUUCACGGCCUACUCUGCCGUUCCACAGUACAUCAGCUCCGAUGCCCGGGUGUUCCACCUGACUCAAGAGAGCUCUGCGUAUACCACUUUUGACUUCACCAACCCCAGUGCGGUGACUGUGCGCUAUGAUGCCCUUGCUGUCGAUGGCUACUUCAUGCAAGCAGAGAGCCUCCUCAAUGGAAUUACCAUGCUUUCCGAGUACACUGGUAAGAUGCCCGCCCUGCCCAAGUGGGUAGACACCGGUGCCGUGCUUGGUAUCCAAGGUGGACAAUCCAAGGUCAACCGUGUCGUGGAGCAAGGACUUAAGCUGGAUUGCCCUGUCGCUGCUGUCUGGUUGCAGGAUUGGUCUGGUACCCACUCCCAAAGCGUGUCUUACAUGUCUCUGAAUGUCUCUCGCUUGUGGUGGAACUGGGAGAAUGACGCGAAGCUGUACCCAACAUGGAACAAGUUUGUGCAGAGUCUUCGUGACGAGCACAACGUCCGGACUCUGGCAUAUAUCAACCCAUUCUUGGCCAAUGUCAGCACGAAGCCCGAUGGGUUCCGCUCCAAUCUCUAUGAAGAGGCCAGUCGCUUAGGAUAUCUGAUCCAAAAUUCCACUACCAAUGAUACUUCCGUCAUCUCCAGUGGCCCUGGCCUCGACGCCGGUAUUCUCGACCUCACCAACGCUGCUGGUCGAACUUGGUUCAAGGAAGUCCUGCUUGAUCAGGUUUGGAACGCCAACAUUUCCGGCUUCAUGACUGACUUUGGCGAGUACACACCCAUUUACAAGGAUACUCGCUUCGCCAACAAGAGCAUCGACCCCUUCUUCUAUCACAACGCUUACCCUCGGGAGUGGGCUGCUCUCCACCACUGGAUUGGCAAGAAUGUGUCCCAGUUCACGGACUCCAUCCUCUUCCACCGCUCAUCGGCCAUGGCUUCUAACCGUUACAUGAACCUCUACUGGGCCGGUGACCAGGUUACCAACUGGGGCGUCAAUGACGGUAUUAAGUCCUCCAUCACUGUCAUGGGCCACAUGGGCCUGUCAGGAUAUGCCCACGGUCACACCGAGAUCGGUGGAUACACCACAACAUGGGACAGCAACGGUGUUGUCAACCGUUCUUCUGAGCUUUUGGGUCGCUGGGGUGAGCUGUCCGCCGUCUCCAGUGCUGUCUUCCGUACCCACGAGGGUAACGUACCUCAGGUGAACGCACAGUUCUACUCCAACUCCACUACCUACUCCUGGUUCAGCUACAACGCUCGGAUGUUUGCCAGUCUGGCUACCUACCGGCGCCGUAUCUUGGACACGGAAAGUAAGAAAUUGGGAUGGCCUUUGCUCCGAAUGCCGGUUAUCUACCACCCCACCGAUCCCGUUGCGAAGGCUAUCAGCUACGAGAGCUUCUAUCUUGGAUCUGAUCUUUACGUCGCACCGGUGCUUGACCCUGGUCACACCAGUGUCAAGGUCUACUUCCCUGGCAAGCAUGAGAUUUAUACUCAUGUGUGGUCUGGAAAGAAGUACCACGGCGGCCAGACUGCCCGAGUCCUUGCCCCAUACGGAAAACCCGCCGUCUUCGUCGUCGGUACUCCGAAGAACAACGAUCUCGAUGAUUUCCUGCAGUUUGUUCGGCAGGAAAACAGCACCGUCAUUCACUUCUAG
This is a messenger RNA of Penicillium salamii, 2277 nucleotides long. The record is from the annotation of a GenBank genome assembly. Lineage: Eukaryota; Fungi; Ascomycota; Eurotiomycetes; Eurotiales; Aspergillaceae.